Lottia gigantea (owl limpet) is the source of this 5007-nucleotide messenger RNA. RefSeq lists its product as hypothetical. Gene Ontology annotation, molecular function: small GTPase binding. Gene Ontology annotation, cellular component: cytosol; nuclear envelope. NCBI's taxonomy places the organism in Eukaryota, Metazoa, Mollusca, Gastropoda, Lottiidae. The transcript has 27 exons. The record is from RefSeq and is a predicted model, not a curated record. The coding region runs from base 83 to 3193 and encodes 1036 amino acids. Gene Ontology annotation, biological process: protein import into nucleus.
CACCGAACACGUUGAGAAAAGUCGCUUAUUUUGACAAAAAUACAGAAAAAAAUAUUGUAAAUAUCAUUAUAUAAUUAUUGUCAUGGAUCCAGCCAAAUUAAUAGAAGUCCUCCGUGCCACCCUUGAUCCAGGGCAGAGGGAGCAGGCCGAACAACAACUUACUGAGAUUCACAAGAUCAUUGGAUUCUCACCAGUACUUCUUCAACUGUUAAUGGGAGAUCAGGUUGAUAUGCCAGUAAGACAAGCAGGUGCUGUUUACAUGAAGAAUAUGGUAACCCAGUUUUGGGCUGACCGUGAAGCUGAAAACCCUGGUGAUCCUGUACCAUUUAGUAUUCAUGAACAAGAUAGAGCUGCUAUCAGAGAGAACAUUAUUGAAGCUAUAAUUCAAGCUCCUGAACUAAUUAGAUUGCAGCUAUGUGUAUGUAUCAGCCAUAUUUUCAAGCAUGAUUUUCCUGGAAGAUGGCCCACAGUUGUUGAAAAGAUUGCUCUGUAUGUCCGAGCAGAUAAUCAUGGUGUACUGAUGGGAGGACUUAUGGCUUUAUAUCAGCUAGUGAAAGUUUAUGAAUAUAAAAGAUUAGAUGAAAGGAAAGCGUUUGAUGAUACCAUGACAGCCAUGUUACCUUUGUUAUAUGAAAGAAUUGUACAUUUGUUACCUGACCAAACUGAAUUAUCUAAUUUAAUCCAAAAACAAAUUCUUAAAAUAUUCUAUGCUUUUACACAGAAUUUCCUACCAUUAGAUACUAUUACUAGAGAAGUUUUUACACAAUGGAUGGAAGUUUUCAGACAGAUAGUUGAUCGUGAUGUUCCACCUGAAACUAAUCAGAUUGAUGAAGACGAUAGACCAGAGUUAGCUUGGUGGAAAGUUAAGAAAUGGGCAGCACAUAUUCUAUCUAGAUUAUUUGAAAGAUAUGGUAGUCCUGGAAAUGUUACUAAAGAAUAUUCUGAUUUUGCCGACUGGUAUUUAAAGAGCUUUUCAGGUGGUAUAUUACAAGUAUUUAUGAAAGUUUUAGAUCAAUAUCAACGUAAAAUAUAUACAGCUCCUAGAGUUAUUCAACAAGCUCUUAACUAUAUCAAUGAAGGUAUUGGUCAUGCCUUCUCUUGGGGUUUCAUUAAACCACAUGUACAGACAAUGAUAUCCAAUGUGAUAUUUCCUCUCAUGUGUCAUAGUGAUGAAGAUGAAGAAUUAUGGAAUACCAAUCCACAUGAAUAUAUUAGAAUUAAAUAUGAUGUAUUUGAAGAUUUUUUCUCACCUGUAAUGGCUGCCCAGACUGUAUUCUAUACAGCAGCUGCUAAACGUAAAGAAGUAUUAAACAAGGCAAUGGGUUUCUGUAUGUCUGUAUUAACUGGUCCUAAUGUUGAACCAAGACAGAAAGAUGGUGCAUUACAUAUGAUAGGAGCUGUAGCUGAAGUCUUACUCAAGAGAAAAAUUUAUAAAGAUCAAGUAGAACUGAUGUUAACCAACCAUGUUUUCCCUGCUUUUACAUGUGAACAGGGUUAUCUUAGAGCCAAGGCUUGCUGGGUUAUAAGAAGUUUCUCCAAGUUGAAAUACAAGAAUCCAAUGAAUCUAACCAAUGCUAUAGAGUUAAUAAAAGCAUGUCAUUGUACUGAUAAAGAUUUACCAGUUAGAGUUGAAGCUGCCAUGGCUCUACAAAUGUUGAUUACUGACCAAGAAAAAGCAAAGAACUAUUUAAAACCCCAUAUAAAAGAAAUUGUAUUAGAAUUAUUGAAGGUUAUUCGAGAAACUGAAAAUGAUGAUUUAACUGGAGUUAUGCAGAAAUUUGUUUGUACUUAUGUUGAUGAUAUGAUCCCUGUAGCAGUGGAGAUGACAACACAUUUAGCUGAAACUUUUGCCCAAGUCUUGUCUGGUGAUUUUGAUGAUUCAGAAGAGAAAGCUAUUACAGCUCUUGGUAUUUUGAACACAAUGGAAACUAUUUUAAAUGUUAUGGAGGACCAAAAAGAGAUUAUUACCCAGUUAGAAGGAAUUGUGCUCAAUGUAAUCGGAAUGAUUUUACAACAACAAAUGAUAGAUUUUUACGAUGAAGUUUUAUCACUAAUAUAUAGUUUAACUAGUACACAGAUCUCCCAUCAUAUGUGGGAAGUAUUUGGUAUGAUUUAUCAAAUGUUUCAGAAAGAUGGUCGGGACUAUUUCACCGACAUGAUGCCUGCACUUCACAACUAUAUAACAGUUGAUACUGAAGCGUUCCUAGCUAAUCCCCACCAUAUACAAGUUAUAUAUGAAAUGUGUAAAGCAGUAUUGACUGGUGAUGAAGGAGAAGAUGCAGAAUGUCAUGCAGCUAAAUUAUUAGAAGUUAUUUUAUUACAAUGUCCAGGAAAAGUUGAUCAUGUGGUGCCUAGUUUUGUAGAGUUAGUACUACAGAGAUUAACUAGAGAUGUACAGUCAUCAGAAUUACGUACAAUGUGUCUACAAGUUGUUAUAGCAGCCUUAUAUUAUAAUACUCCAUUAUUACUGGAUACCCUGUCUAAAAUCCAACUACCUAAUGUCCAAGUACCUUUCUUAGCACAGUUCUUAAAACAAUGGUUGAAUGACACUGACUGUUUCUUAGGUUUACAUGAUAGAAAAAUUAGUGUUCUUGGUUUAUGUUCGUUAAUUAAUACACCUAAUACUAGACCAGAAGAAAUAUCAGCCAUUUCAUCACAGAUUUUACCAGCAGCCUUACUUUUAUUUAAAGGCUUAAAACGUGCAUAUACUAGUAGAGCUCAAGAUAACAGUGACAGUGAUAGUGAUGAUGAUGAAGAUGAAGAAGGAGAUGGAGAUGAAGAAGUAUUAGAUAGUGAUGAAGAUGAUAUAGAUGAAAGUGGUAAAGAAUAUUUAGAAAAGUUAGAAAAAUCUGUUAAUGGUGAUGAUACUGAUAGUGAUGAUGAUUAUUCUGAUGAUGGUCGUGAAGAAACAGCAUUAGAAAGUUUUCAAACACCUAUAGAUGAAGAAAAUACACCAGUAGAUGAAUAUAUAGGCUUUAAAAAUAUUUUAAUUCAUUUACAACAAAGUGAUCCUAAUUGGUAUAAUGCCCUAACAUCUGGAUUAGAUAAUGAACAGAGAAAAGAACUGGAAGAUGUUUUUAAAUUGGCAGAUCAGAGAAGAGCAGUAGCAGAAUCGAAACAAAUUGAAGAAAGAGGAGGUUAUAGUUUUACUACGACAUCAGUGCCACAAAGUUUUAAUUUUGGUGGAAAUUGAAUAUCCUAAAGUGUGAUAAACAAAAUCAUAGACAAGCUUUGAAUGUUUACAUAACAAAAAUAACGCAGCAAAUGAAAGCACCUCAGUUUGAGAGGACAAUAAACAAUGUGUGAUAGUGACUCGUUGAAAUACAAACUAAUGUUUGCUUCCAGCUAGAUUCCUUUACUAUCACUGCUAGUCGGACUUCAGUUGCUGCUUUAUGUUUGGCCAUGUUUAAUCAACAACCACACGGGCAACUUAUUCCAUUGAACGACGCUAAUCCAAUAUAUUUGUUUUCCAUAAUAUGUGACUGUUCGUCUGUGAUAGUAGCUAACUAGGUUGGACAACUUCAAGUGAUAUCAUUAUUACCUUUAUCAACUAGAGAGUUAUUAUGAAGAGCAGAUAAUUCUGAACACCAAGAUUUUGUUUCGUCCGUCGUGUGUGUUAUUCUUCGUGUUUUUGUGGCUAUGUUUUCAACCUUACAUACUAUUUAUUUUGUUACUGGCAUGAAAAUAUCUUUCAACCCCAAAUUUUGUUCCAACUCCUGCUUGUUUUAAUAUUAUUUCAAGCUUUUGUAAUCCCAUAUUUCCUUUGUUUCCAUCAUCCUUAUAUUUUCUUAAACAGCUUUCAUCAUUUGUAAGCUUAUACAUUACAGUCAAAAUAUGUGAACUCUCAGAAAUGAUAUUAAGCAGAAUUCUUAGAUUAUCUUUAGAGGAAUGAAAAGAGAUUUUGUAUGUGUGUUUGUGACACUGAUAGCAUCAAUUUGCAUUAUUCCAAUUUUCAUUCUGAUGUCUGUGGCUCUUGAUAUUCCACUAAAAUCUAGUGUAUCGUGGACAUUAAAGGCCCUUAUAUAAUAUAAACAGAAUAACAGACGUCAGACUUGAAAUUUGAAUAAUGCUGUCACAAAUACACAUAAAAAAAAAUUUAGAAAACAUUUUUAUAAAAGCCAAUAUUUCUGACAGUAUAUCUGAGCUAGGAAUUUAGGGUGUUUUCAAAACUGAUAAAAUUUCUUGCAUUAUUCUGAGGGGAAAAAAGUCAAAGUAAGGUUGUUAUGUUAAAGUAAAUAGAAAAAGAUUAAAUAUUACAAAAAAAUGAAAUAACAAUGAAAUAAUUUCUUAAUGAAACGCACACUAUAAAAUCUAUAUAAAGUGAUAGAGAAUGAUAUAUUCCAUGUACACCAAUAUUGAAGGAACAUGGAUAUAUUCUGCAUGGUUUUUAAAACUUGUAUUUGGUUAAAUGAAACUUUUGUCAAAAUGCUUAUUGUAUGAAAGGUUGGUUUUAUCUGUACACAAUUUUAUGCAUCGAGUUGCCUUGAAAUAUUUCCUGUGAAGAUACUAUGGUUUGAGCUAUAAGUUUUUCUCAUCUCUGAAAUCUUAUUUAGGUUGUGAUGUUUUAACAACGGAAACUAUACGCACAGCAGACUUUUCAGUUUUUUCGCUGGUGGUUGGAGUUGAAAGUCAAUAUUAGAAAGCAUGGCUAUGGCAUCAGAAUUUCUAUAACUUUGAGGGGGAAAAGCCUCACUGCCAUUGUUAGUAUUUUAUUUCGAUUCAAUUCUUGUACAAAUGAAACUAACCGACUAGGACUUUUUUGAUCAGUUUCUAUGGAAGAAAAAGUGCUACCUCCUUUGUGAAAACGCCUUGUUUGAAAUUCUUACCCAAUUGUUCAUAUAAAAUGAAUUGUUUCUUUUUUUCUACAACUGUUAAAAUUUUUGUUGACUUAAAAGUUAAAUUGAAUGUUAUUGGAAUAAGAAAAAUGCAAAAAAUUAAAAUUUUGUUAUUCAACUGUUUUAUCCUGCAAUUUUAUGCCACUGUGGAUAAAUAAAAAAAAUAGACAAA